Molecule: messenger RNA, 3816 nt
Organism: Tinamus guttatus (white-throated tinamou)
Lineage: Eukaryota; Metazoa; Chordata; Aves; Tinamiformes; Tinamidae
Source: RefSeq, a predicted model, not a curated record
AUGGUGUCUCCCGCCGCAGGCUCCUACCUGCUGGUGCUCUUCGAGGCCGUGGUGUCCAGCGAGCGCAGGGGCUACCUUGGCUUGGACGACAUCUUGCUCCUGAACUAUCCCUGCUCGAAAGCCCCUCACUUCUCCCGCCUGGGCGACGUGGAGGUGAACGCGGGGCAGAACGCGACCUUCCAGUGCGUGGCCGCCGGCAAGGCCUCCGAGGCAGAGAGGUUCCUCAUGCAGAGGCAGAACGGAGAUGUGGUGCCAGCCACCUCGGUGAAGCACAUCAGCCACCGGCGCUUUCUGGCCACGUUCCAGCUGGACGAGGUGUCCAAGCAGGAGCAGGACAUGUACCGCUGCGUUACCCAGUCUGCCCGGGGCUCGGGCGUCUCCAACUUCGCCGAGCUCAUCGUGAAGGAGCCCCCGACGCCCAUCGCGCCCCCGCAGCUGCUCCGCGCGGGCUCCACCUACCUGAUCAUCCAGCUCAACACCAACUCCAUCAUCGGCGACGGCCCCAUCGUGCGCAAGGAGAUCGAGUACCGCAUGACCUCGGGGCCCUGGUCGGAGGUGCACGCUGUCAACAUGCAGACCUACAAGCUCUGGCACCUGGAUCCCGACACGGAGUACGAGAUCAGCGUGUUGCUCACUCGCCCCGGGGAAGGGGGCACGGGCAAGCCGGGGCCGCCGCUCAUCAGCAGGACCAAGUGUGCAGAGCCCAUGAGGGCCCCCAAGGGCCUCGCGCUCUCCGAGAUGCAGCUGACGCUGCAGUGGGAGCCGCUGGGCUACAACGUGACGCGGUGCCACACGUUCACGGUCUCGCUCUGCUACCGCUACUUCGUGGGCAGCAGCCACAACCAGACAUUCCGCGAGUGCGCCAAGAUGGAGCACGGCACCAACCGCCACACCAUCAAAAACCUGCUGCCCUACAAGGACGUCCACGUGAGGCUCAUCCUCUCCAACCCCGAGGGCCGCAAGGAGGGCAAGGAGCUGCUGUUCCAGACGGAUGAGGAUGUGCCCGGCGGCAUCGCCUCCGAGUCGCUCACGUUCACGCCGCUGGAGGACAUGAUCUUCCUCAAGUGGGAGGAGCCCGUGGAGCCCAACGGCCUCAUCACGCAGUACGAGAUCAGCUACCAGAGCAUCGAGUCCUCCGACCCGGCCGUCAACGUGCCCGGCCCGCGGCGCACCGUGUCCAAGCUGCGCAACGAGACCUACCACGUCUUCUCCAACCUGCACCCCGGCACCACCUACCUCUUCUCGGUGCGGGCCCGCACGGGCAAGGGCUUUGGCCAGACGGCGCUCACCGAGAUCACCACCAACAUCUCCGCUCCCGCCUUCGACUACGCGGACAUGCCGGCGCCGCUGGGCGAGUCGGAGAGCACCAUCACGGUGCUGCUGCGGCCGGCGCAGGGCCGGGGCGCUCCCAUCAGGCCCCCCAGGGGCUACGGGACCCCGCCGCUGGAGCCCAAGAAGGCCUAUCUGAUCUACCUGCAGGCCACGAGCUACCUGAAAGGGGAAACCCGGCUGAACUGCAUCCGGAUCGCCCGCAAAGCUGCCUGCAAGGAGAGCAAGCGUCCCCUGGAGGUGUCGCAGCACUCGGAGGAGAUGGGCCUCAUCCUGGGCAUCUGCGCCGGGGGCCUCGUGGUCCUCAUCAUCCUCCUGGGAGCCAUCAUUGUCAUCAUCCGGAAAGGGAGGAACUACUAUUCUUAUUCCUAUUACCCCAAACCCGUCAACAUGGCCAAGGCCACCAUCAACUACCGGCACGAGAAGACACACAUGAUGAGUGCCAUCGACAGGAGCUUCACGGACCAGAGCACCCUGCAGGAGGACGAGAGGCUGGGGCUCUCCUUCAUGGACACGCACAACUACAGCGCCCGGGGUAAGCACCGGCACGGGGCCACCAGCUCCUGCGGCCCGGACGCGGCUCCGCUCUCUCCAAUGAAGAGGUCUCUCCGGGCGUGGGCUCGCUGCAAGGUUUGCAGUUUUCAUGUGCUCAAACUGGCUCAAACGUUGGAUCCUGAUGUUGGGGCUCCGGGAGCUCUGCCGUGCCGGAGGCGGGAGACGGCAGGAGCGCUGGGUGCUGCCCCGAGGGCUGCAAGGGGCCGCGUGGGCCUGUGUGGGAGGAGGCACCGCGGGAGCAGCCUGCUGGGCGGCUCGCCGCGCCGGCCCGGCGCCCGCAAGGGCUCUCCCUACCACACGGGGCAGCUGCACCCCGCCGUGCGCGUUGCCGACCUGCUCCAGCACAUCAACCAGAUGAAGACGGCCGAGGGCUACGGCUUCAAGCAGGAGUACGAGAGCUUCUUUGAAGGCUGGGAUGCUUCGAAGAAGAAAGACAAGACGAAGGGGAGACAGGAUCAUGUGUCAACGUACGACCGCCACCGAGUCAAGCUCCACCCGCUGCUGGGAGACCCCAAUUCAGAUUAUAUCAACGCCAACUACAUUGACGGUUACCACAGGUCCAACCACUUCAUAGCCACGCAGGGUCCCAAGCAGGAGAUGGUGUACGAUUUCUGGCGCAUGGUGUGGCAGGAGCACUGCUCCAGCAUCGUGAUGAUAACCAAGCUGGUGGAGGUGGGACGGGUGAAAUGCUCCAAGUACUGGCCCGACGACUCCGAGAUGUACGGGGACAUCAAGAUCACCCUGGUGAAGGCGGAGGCUCUGGCGGAAUACGCCGUGCGCACGUUCACCCUGGAGCGGAGGGGCUACUCGGCGCGGCACGAGGUGAAGCAGUUCCACUUCACGUCGUGGCCCGAGCACGGCGUCCCCUACCACGCCACGGGGCUGCUGGCCUUCAUCCGCCGCGUGAAGGCCUCCACGCCGCCCGACGCCGGCCCCGUCGUCAUCCACUGCAGUGCUGGCACGGGCAGGACAGGCUGCUACAUCGUCCUGGACGUCAUGUUGGACAUGGCCGAGUGCGAGGGCGUCGUGGACAUCUACAACUGCGUGAAGACCCUGUGCUCGCGGAGGAUCAACAUGAUCCAGACGGAGGAGCAGUACGUGUUCAUCCACGACGCCAUCCUGGAAGCCUGCCUAUGCGGCGAGACCAGCAUCCCGGCCGGCGAGUUCAAACCCACCUACAAGGAGCUGGUCAGGAUCGAGCCGCAGAUGUCCCCGCAGACCCUCAACUCGGUGACGCCGCACCUGGACGUGGAGGAGUGCAGCAUCGCGCUGCUGCCCCGCAACCGCGACAGGAACCGCAGCAUGGACGUCCUGCCGCCCUCCCGCUGCCUCCCCUUCCUCAUCUCCGUGGACGGAGACAGCAACAACUACAUCAACGCGGCCUUGACCGACAGCUACACGAGGAGCGCGGCCUUCGUCGUCACCCUGCACCCGCUGCCCAACACCACCACCGACUUCUGGCGCCUGGUGUACGACUACGGCUGCACCUCCGUCGUCAUGCUCAACCAGCUCAACCAGUCCAACUCCGCCUGGUUCCGAGUCCAGAACAUCGCACGGUUGCAGGAAGGGCACCUGAUGGUCCGGCAUUUCCAGUACCUCCGGUGGUCACCCUAUCGGGACACCCCAGACUCCAAGAAGUCCUUCCUGCACCUCCUGGCCCAAGUGGAGAGGUGGCAGAAGGAGAGCGGUGACGGGAGGACAGUCGUGCACUGCCUGAACGGGGGUGGCCGGAGCGGCACCUUCUGUGCCUCCACCAUGAUCCUGGAGAUGAUCAAGUGUCACAACAUGGUCGAUGUUUUCUAUGCUGCAAAGACCCUGCGCAACUACAAGCCAAAUAUGGUAGAGACCUUGGAGCAGUACCACUUCUGCUACGACCUGGCGCUGGAGUACCUGGAGGCGCUGGAGACCAGAUAGCAGCUCGCCGCGGAGCGG